This is a messenger RNA of Aureobasidium subglaciale EXF-2481, 2739 nucleotides long. RefSeq lists its product as uncharacterized. The record is from RefSeq and is a predicted model, not a curated record. Gene Ontology annotation, cellular component: endocytic vesicle; cytoplasm; cell division site. Gene Ontology annotation, biological process: septin cytoskeleton organization. The transcript has 5 exons. Bases 1 to 2739 code for a protein of 912 amino acids. Lineage: Eukaryota; Fungi; Ascomycota; Dothideomycetes; Dothideales; Saccotheciaceae.
AUGGAUAGGCAAGAGUAUCCCACCAUGGCGGCCACUCUUGAGCCUGGUCAGGCCAUCAGCGUUCUCAACGAUCGCGUCCGACAAGUUGGCCGUCUCAAUUCCGACAUUGCCGACUGGCUUCAAGAACGAAGGAGACUCGAGGAGCAAUACUCUGCUGGUCUGCGCAAGCUCGCAAGGCGAUCCCCUCCUGGCGACUCGAUCCAGGACCUUGGCAUCUUCUCGGUACCAUGGACGACGCUUACAUCCGCCCUCGAAACUCUGGCCGAAUCGCACCAAGUGCUGGCACAGAGAAUUGAAGUCGACGUCGAGCGACCACUGCGCGACUUUGGCUCGAACAGUCGCGAGAUGCAGGCCAUGUCGACCAUCCAGGGCAAUCUCACCUCAAUGGCGCGCGAUGUCGAGAAUGCACAGAAAAAGAGCGAACGUUUGAACAACAAGGGAUCCAACAAUGCAGGUCGCGCCGAUAGUGAGCUCGAGGGCGCACAGUCGCAGUGGUCUGCUCAGGCGCCAUACGUUUUCGAGUCUCUGCAAUCUCUCGAUGAGAGUAGAUUGAAUCAUCUGAGAGAUGUGCUUACUCAAUUCCAAACGCACGAGAUCGACGCCAUUGAGAAGACGCGAGUGUCGGCCGAGUCGGUGCUGAAUAUCCUGUUGAACAUUGAGACUGCGGAUGAGAUCAAGACGUACGCUCUGCGUGUUGCCAGCGGGGACAUUGUACCCAAAGAGAAGCCUAGAAGCCGCCAGUCCAUGUUCAUUCCUCCUUCCCUGGCUCCAAGCACUCAGCACGAUGACAGUGCUAGCGUGCGUUCCGGUCCUGCACCGGUAGAUCAACUUCCCGAGUCGAAGGGCAAGCAGAAGGGCGGUCUCAAGAGAUUGGGCACUCUUCUUGGCCGAAACAAGAACCGCGACAGCAAGAUAAUCCCUAACAGAGCAUCCGAGUCUCCGGAGCGCAAGCCGUCUAGGCCAUCGGCUUUCAACUCCUUGUCCAGUAGAUUUGGGCGCAACAACGACUUGCCCACUCCCCUCGAGGAGAACGAAGAACACACCAACUCUCCUCUUCGCACCAUCACGAGCAACACAAACUCGUCGUAUCGUGGACCCUCGAACGGCGACAAGGAAUUGCCGCCCAUUGAUGGCUCCGCUCAGUCUCUGGCUGCUGCAGGUCUUGCUCCAGAGCCAUCGUACCAGCCUUACCAGCAAAACACGGCUCCGCAAUUGCAGGAGCCUCUGCAGCCCUCGCAGGCUUCGUUGCCUCUUCAGCCUUCUCCUCAACCCUUUGCCCCUGACCUCUCGCAGCCCUUUCAACCUUUACAGUCAAGUCAGACUCUUCAGCCGACUCGCGACAUCGAGGGCUUCUCGGAGCCACCUCCAGCUGUCGAUCUUAUCUCGCAAGCCCAGCAAGAAGCUGCAGAUGCAAACGAUGCCAACCAACCUCAGUUCAAGUUGGACAUUCGUAAUGCACCCAUCGCCGAAGAAGGUGGAGACGCUGCUCUGACCAGUGUCGUCAACACUCUGAAGAUGCAAGCUCCUCCUCUUACCUCGCGCAGAGCAGGUACCGUCCGCGGACGUCGCGACAUGCGCGCUAGUGUCUACGGACAAUCUCCAGUUACCACUCCAGACGUUACCGAGGAAGCCUCCGCUCCUUCUAUUGCUCCUCCACCGAUACAGACCACACAGGAAAUGACACGAGCACCUUUGGAAAUUUCGACUUCGUCCCUGUCAUCGGCACAGAGUCCGUCGUCGCCCAUGUUCACAUCUGCUUCGUCCAACUUUCCCUCGUCUACCUUCUCGCCUUUCCACGGCUCUGCUCAAGCCACUGCAGCCAGCGUCUUUGCACGCCCAGCUUCGCGUAUCGGCGAGAGCGAUCACGACACUGGAUCCAUCCGCUCCGGCCGUUCUCUCAGUAGCUCGCAAAGCCAGACCAGCAAGCACCCUGAACUACACGAGCCCGGUCUCAACAGCUCCAUUAUCGAGACUGUCAGCGCAUGGUUCGAGCAAGGCCAAUUGACCCGCAGUGUCACCAUUGGCGAGAUUGCGCUUGCCUACAACCCCUCCAACUUCACCUCUCCCUUUGGUCAUGAAAACAUCCGCGUAGACGGUUUCUCCAGCCUGGAAAAGGUAGCCCCGAACCCUGCUUUCUUAACUGCCGCCGACCAAUCAGGCGAAUACAGUGUCAACCUCGCCGGUAUCCAAAAGACAGCCGUGGCAUUCAAAUAUCAAGUCUCUUCUCCUGGCACAACGGCUGCACCACUUCUGCUCACCCCAGCAUGGAAAAUCGAACCCACGCAAACUUCUGCAAUUCUCAGCUACAGUCUGAAUCCCGCCUUUAUCCUUCCUGCUGGGCAGACAAGUAUGACGCUGCAGAAUGUAGUCUUGAUGCUUUACCUCGACCCUACAUCUAAAGCAUCCACCUGUCUCUCAAAGCCAGUCGGAAACUUUGACAAGGCCAAGAAUCUCAUCUACUGGCAACUCGGCAACAUUACACUUUCUUCCACACCCGGUAAACUGCUCGCUAGAUUCCAGACACCCGAGGGAGAGGCAAGAGCUGGACACAUAGAAGCCAAAUGGGAAGUCGUCGGUAAUGGAUUAGGAGACAGUCUUGGCGUCAGUGUUAGAGAAGAGGCUGCUAAAGAGGCAGAUCCUUUUGCUGAUGAGAGUAUUGGUGGUGGUGAAGGCGGUGGUGCUUGGAAGAGGGUUGCAGAGAUCAGGAGGGUUGUUGCUGGUGUUUAUCAUGCCAAGUAA